Nicrophorus vespilloides is the source of this 1913-nucleotide messenger RNA. RefSeq lists its product as uncharacterized. The record is from RefSeq and is a predicted model, not a curated record. Bases 80 to 1579 code for a protein of 499 amino acids. NCBI's taxonomy places the organism in Eukaryota, Metazoa, Arthropoda, Insecta, Coleoptera, Silphidae. The transcript is spliced from 4 exons.
AAGCAAUAGCAAGUGGUAGAGUAAUUUGUGAAUGUGAAUAAUGAAAGCUUCUGACUGAAUUGUUUUACAGUGAUUAAAGAUGAUUUACUUUUGCGCUAUUUCUGGUUGCACCAAUAAUUCUAAUACUGGUGUAACGUUAAGAAAUUUUCCUAGCAUUACAAGUCCCGAGUUUAAGGAAUGGAUUAAAGCUACAAAAAACAAAUCUCUAGAGAAUCUCACCCCUGAGUACAUCAAGAGGUCAAAGAGAGUGUGCAAUAUCCAUUUUUCCAAGAGCUAUCAACAGAAGUCUGCAUUUCGAGUUCAAGAGAUGCAAAUACCUACAGAAAAUUUGCCUUCAGAUGGUCAAGAUGUAGUAAGAAAGAGAAAAUUCCCUGACGAACAAAGUAAACCAGAAGAAUUUUCCAAUAAAAUUGAAGGCACAAAACAGUUGGAGAACAUUAACAUUGAACAAAAGAAAGGUGAUGUUCAAAAGGAUGAAGUUGUUCACGGGCUGAAACAAUUUUUAAAUUUUAAAAAUAAUAUCAAAACUGAAAAUAAUUAUAAAACACAGAAGGUUGAAGUUCCACAUCCGAAAACAUAUUUAGGCAAAUUGUGCCCAAAGAAAGUAAAGUUAGAGGUAAAUAGAAUGGUUGUAAAAAUACCUGAAAAUGCAUGGAAAUCAAAUGCUUGUGUUAAUAUAACGAAUUUUGAAAACAAAACUAAGUCGAUUAAAGCAGUUGAUUCCCAAAAGAAACGUUUGAAUGAAAUGGAAAAUGUUUCUGUUACAUUUAAACCUGAAAAUAGAAGAGAAUUUAAUGAGAUAAAAAUAAUUAAUGGGCAAUAUGACUUUGAAUUAGGUCAAACGCAAGUUAUUGAUAAUAACUCUGUCAAACCGAAAUCGUAUGUAAACGAUGGAUUAAUACUUUUCAAAGUACCGAAGAAAAAGAAGGCGCCUGAAGUGAGCACAACAAUGGUCGUGGAUGAAACGAUUGUCACAAAUCAAAAAGAUUUAAAUUGUCGAGUAAAUGAAACCAAUUCUGACGAAGUAAAUAAAAUGAACGAGUAUGUGAUGAAGAAGAUCCUAGUAAACAAAAUGAACAUGCAACAUAAUAAAAAUGAAUUAGACAAAUUAUAUUGCAAACCGUUUGAACAAAGGCAAACGCUUAAUCAAGUCCGUCUGAUGAAUAUAGAAAAGGAAAAAUUGAAACUUAAAAAACAGAGGCAGCUACAAAGACAAGUGUAUUAUCUGAAGAAGAGAGUAGACCAAUAUAAAGAACAGCUUAAAGAGUUUCAGCAAUUUCAGAAGCUGGACGGUUUCGUGCAGCGCUUCUUUAAAACGCAAUUGAACAAUGCCGGUCACAAGAAUAAAGGACAAACCUAUACGUUGGAGGACAAGAUGUUUGCAUACAGCAUUUACAGUCGCAGUCGGAUUUGUUACAAGUAUCUAGCGGGCAUUUUCUGUCUGCCGUCUACGCCGACUAUAGACAGAUUUUAUCGAGAGGUGCAAAACAAUGCACAGUUAAAUGCGAUCAACGAUUUGAAAAGAAACGACUAUCUUUCACAAAAUUGUAAUACAGAAGUAGCAACUGUGCUACUCUGAACUUGUUAAUUUUUUAAGUACAUAAAUCAUAAUUUAUCAACGUUAUGAGAAACGAAAGCAAUUAUAUAUGGAUUUCUGUUGCAUUUGAACGAUUUCCAUAUUUGAAAUGAGUUCAAGUUCUGCUAACAUUGUUUUUGAAGGAGAAUUCAUAGGGAUUCAACAACUAGUUGAACAAGAUAUUUACAAAAAUAAUGGAGAUAUCAUCAGUGGUCCAGAUGAAUCAAACCAUGGUACAAAUGAAAGCUCGAAUUCUCUCUGAAGUGAAUUAAUUUAAUAAUUCAACAUUGAAUUUGAGUUUUGAGUUGCAUUUCAUAUGAAAAAAAAUACAUCUUGA